Prunus armeniaca (apricot) is the source of this 1593-nucleotide messenger RNA. The record is from the annotation of a GenBank genome assembly. NCBI's taxonomy places the organism in Eukaryota, Viridiplantae, Streptophyta, Magnoliopsida, Rosales, Rosaceae.
AUGACAUCUUCUUAUUCUCUGACUUUCCGCCAUCUCUCUCCUCUCCAACUCUCUCGCUCGCACAACAACUGCUCACUCUGUACGGUCCCUCGUCUUGGAUCCGUUUCGGCCUUCUCGCUCCAGAGUUACGAUCUUAAGUUGAUUGGACCAAGUUUCCGAAGGCAUGGGCGCCGCUAUCGUUAUAGUGAUGUUGAUUUCGGGGCCUUUGAUGCGGAUGCAGCUGAUGUAACACCACUUGAUGAUUGGGGAAACCAUGAAGAGUCUACAGGGUACAUGAUUUAUUCCAGCGGUGGUGAAGAUAGUGAUGCAGAGUUCGUUGUAACUCCCGUCGCCGAUAUUGAUUUGCCUGCCAUCACUGUAUCAACUAAUGAGUCUCUAACUGUGACUGCUCAUCGGUUUGCAUUGCUUGGGAAACAGCGUAAGAAGCACAGGCAAAAUUCUAAUGAAAAGCAAGCAUACUGGAUAAAGCUAUGGAUCAGGAAUGGAGUAUUACUCAACACUGGACUGAUAAUUUUCUUAGUGGUGGUGCUUCUAUAUGUGGAUUGGUGUGCAUGGCGGAUUGUUAGACUACCUUUGUCAGCGUUUCACUUGACCUGCCCCUUUUUCAUAUCAGCCGCUUUAGCUGCAUGUGCGGGAUAUGUUUGUGUACCAUUUCUCUAUGUCUUGAAGAUUCGUCAAAUUAUCAGGAUAGAAGGGCCUGUAAGGCACUCCUUCAAGAAAAGAACUCCCACGAUGGGUGGACUAUUUUUUGUACCAGUUGGUGUAAUUGUUGCAAAAUUCAUUGCUGGUUUUUCUUCUGUCGAAGUUUCUGGAGUAGCUCUAGCAACUCUUGCAUUUGCUGCAAUUGGGCUACUUGAUGAUACAUUAAGCCUCAUCAAGAACCAUAACACUGGUUUAUCUGCAUGGACAAAAAUUAUUAUGGAGGUAGCUGUUGGAAUCUGGUUUUCAUAUUGGUUGCAUACAACAAAAAUAUCAUCACCCUAUGGCAUGAAAAUGUUGGUUCCUCUACCUGCACUGGGCCUUGUGUGCCUGGGUAAAUGUUAUCUGGCGUUGGCCUCAUUCUGUUUUGUUUCUAUGGGAAAUGGGGUUAACUUAACAGAUGGUCUUGAUGGGCUGGCUGGAGGGACUGCUGCGUUGGCUUUUGUAGGAAUGUCGAUCGCAGUGCUUCCAAGUGCUAAGUAUUGCAUGCCAUAUGAAACAGACCUUGCUAUAUUUGGAGCAUCAAUGGCAGGAGCUUGCGUUGGUUUUCUUUUGCACAAUCGAUACAAGGCAUCCGUAUUCAUGGGUGAUACAGGAUCUUUGGCACUAGGCGGAGGGUUAGCUGCAAUGGCUUGUUGCACAGGGAUGUUCUUUCCAUUAUUUGUUUCAUCUGGCAUCUUCAUCGUGGAAGCCUUAUCAGUUAUUCUGCAGGUACUGUACUUCAAGACAACCAAGCGCAUGCACGGAGCUGGUCGUCGUCUCUUUCGAAUGGCGCCGUUUCAUCAUCACCUUGAACUAUGUGGGUUGAAAGAACCCGUCAUUGUUGGUGGUGCAUACGUUAUUUCAUCCACAUUGGCGUUAUGCGCUGGCUAUCUGGGUCUGAUUUCUGCAUAG